AUGUCGCAGCCACCCACGCCCUCGUCGUCCUCGCGGCCGCUCCCUCAGAUGUACCACCAACAGCAGCCAUCGCACCAGCCGGCACAACAGUCAUCCUCGGGUCGCAACUCGUCGCCCCAGCUGUCUGCAGCUGCCUUGGCCGCCCUGACACCCCUGCGGCGUGGUCGUGGUCGCCCGCCCAAGAACAAGGAGCUCAUUGCGCAGCGCGAGCGCGAGCGGAUGGAGGCCGUGCAGCGGGCGCUCGAGCUCGGCAUCUCGCCCGACCAGAUCGAACAGCUCCAGCGCCAGCAACAGCAGCAGCUGCGAGAUCGCCAGCAGCGCGAGCGGACAUCGACCCCCCAGCGACCCAUGCCGCACACGCCGCAGCGGAUAUCCAGGCUGGCCCAGCAGGCGUCGUCGCCCCGGCUGCGGCCACCGAGCGACCCCUACCAGAACGGCUCCACCUCGCCCUACCACCCGCCGCCUCAGCAGCAGCAGCACCCGCAACCGCAGUACCUGCACGCCCACGUCGUCUCCUCGCCCGAUCGCGGCCUGAUGUACGCUCCGGUGCAUCCUGGCACCUACUUCCCCAUGCAGCCACCGCCACCGCCGUCGGGCCCAGGGAGUACGUACCCGCACCAGCUCAAUCCACAGGCAUAUGCCUACCAGCAGCAGCAGCAGCAGCAGCAGCAGCAGCAGCAGCAGGCAUUACCGCCCCACUACGCAUACCAGCAGCAGCAGCAGCAACAGCUCCAACAGCAGCAGCAGCAGCAGCUCCAGUUGCAGCAACAGCAGCAGCAGCAGCAGCAGCAAAGGGUCCAGCAGCAACAACAGUACCCCACGCUACCACAGCAGCAGCCUCCACCGCAGCAGCCGCAACAGCCGCAGCCCCCACAUCAACCGCAGCAGCUCCAAUCGCCCCAGCUGCCCGUCCAGCUGCCGCCGUUCCCAGCCUUUCCCGGCCACCGGCAGCAGCAGGAGAUGCAAGCACAGCAGAACCAGGCGAUGCAGCAGAACCUUUCGCUGCCCAUGACGCCGUCCCGGACCUCGAGCGAGGCCGGCUCGGCCCAUGGCUCUGGCGGUGCAAUGGUGGCGGGUACCGGCCCGGGGGUCGCCGGAGCGACGUCUGUCGAGGGUGGAGGGACGAUCAUGACACCGGCAGGCGGCAGCAUUGGAGCGGGCCUCGGGCAAGCCGUCGGCAACGCGGGCGCCUCGCCCGCCAGCCGCACGCGUGCGCGCAGAAGGAGCGAGCGGACCGAGACGAGCGAGCCGGAGCUCAAGGUGCCCGAAGAGGGCGACCUUGGGUGGAUGCCCGAGGGCGCCGACGUCGAGCAGGCGCAUGACGUUUACGCCGCCAUCUUCGAGGUGGUGCGUAACCACAUCGACAAGGCUGGGAGGCGGGUCGCGGAGCCGCUACAGGACUGCCCUGAUCCAGAGUCGGAUCCGGAGUACUACGAGAAGAUCGAGCGGCCGACCUCGCUCGCGGCCAUCGAGCAGCGGAUCAGGGACCGCGACUACCCGAACGCGCUGGCGUUCGAGCUGGACAUGCUGCAGCUGUUUGAAAACGGGCGGAGGCUGCACCCGAUCGGCUCGCAGACGUACGGCGACGUCGUGACGCUGCAGCGCCUCUACCACCACCUCACCAAGGCGCGGCCGUCAUGGGCCCCCAGCCGGCGGCGCACCUCGGUGGCCGACAUCCAGGAGGCGGCGCGCGAUGCCGACCCAGAGCGCCACUUUGCCUCGCGGCCGUAUGGCCCCGGCUUCGCCAGCCUGGGCUCCGAGGGCGACCUGACGACGCGGAUCAGCGGCAAGAUGAAGACCUACUACGAGCAUCUCAACUUCAAGGGCAAGGCGUACCGCGUCGGCGACUGGGUCCACCUCAUGAACCCGUCGGACCCGACCAAGCCGAUCGUGGCCCAGAUCUUCAAGGUGGCGCGGCGCGACGACCAGCCCGACCAGGGCUACAUCACCGUCUGCUGGUACUUCCGACCGGAGCAGACCUUCCACCCGCCCAGCCGGCGCUUUUUCCGCGACGAGGUGGCCAAGACGGGCUACUUUGCCGACCACCAGAUCGAGGACGUGCUGGAAAAGGUGCUCGUCAUGUUCUACACCAAGUUUAUGCGCGGGCGGCCCAAGGCCGAUUACUGGGACCCGCGCAGCCCGAUCUACAUCACCGAGAACCGGUACAACGAGCAGCAGCGCGUGUUUCACAAGAUCAAAAGCUGGGCCAGCUGCGUGCCCGAGGAGAUCCGCAAGGUCGAGACGCCGAUGGACGUGUUUGACAAGUCGAUCCCGGCACCGCCGCGCGAGGAGUCGCCGUUCCUCCGCGGCGUCGACGGGCCGGGCGCGCUGCGCGACGAGGAUCCGUCGGCGGGCGAGGGGCUCGAGUUCCCCGACCUGUUCAAGGACAGCACCGCCGACGACCCGCUGCGGUCGAGGAAGCGCAAUCGCGCCGGCGACGCCGUGGCCAGCGGUGCAGCGGCGGACACAGCGGGAGGCCCCACGUCGUCUGGCGUCGCAGUCCAUCCGAGCCGCAUGGCGCCGCUCGAGCUCUUCAACCACCUCGCCGGUCUCGUGGCCGCUCGCGUCAGCGCGCAAGACUACCUCAAGAUCCAAAAGAUGCUCAGCGGCCCGCAGGCGGCCACGCUCGACAUGGCGCGCGAGAGCCACCUCCUCGGCGGAGUCGACCCCAAUCUGCUCAACGAGCUGCGCAACGCAGCAUUCGCCGCCGGUAUGGCGGCCGCCAGUCGACCGCCGGCAGCGGCUGCACCCUCGUCGCAGCAGCAGGGCGGUGCACCAGCAUCCCUGGUGGCUGCUGACGCUGCCAGCGGAGCCGGGCCGACCUCGGUUGGCAGCGACCUCGUUGGCAUCGUGGCCGCCCAGAACGGCGACGGCGAGUUCGGCGACCUGCCCGAAGAGACCCGGCGGCUGUUUGCCGACACUCCUGAAGGCCAGGUGACGUGGACCCCGUCGAACCCGCUCGAUGGGCCGGUGCAGCACGCGCUGCGGCAGAAUGGCUUCUGGGACCCGCGAGAACUUCUGGGCUCUCCCUACAGCCUCGACUAUCUCUACGACCAGGUGUCGCGCGUGGAGGCGGAAAGAGGAGCCGACACCAAGAUGGACGUCGCCGACGAAGCGGCCGACGAUGUCAGCGGCGAUGCCCAGGCGGCGCGCCGCGCCCCGUCCGACGCCUCGCCGUCGUACACAAGCUACGCUCCCGGUGCGUCGGACUCGCUCGCAGCGGUCGCGGCUGCGGCUCCGAGGAGCUCGCCCUCGGCGCUAGCUGCAGUAGCCGCAAUGGCCCCCGAUGCGUCCGCCUCGGCGCAGCAGCCACAGCAGCAACGUCUGGAGCAGCAGCAGCAGCAGCAGCAGCAGCAAGGCUCCUUGACGCCGUUCAUGAGCCAAAGCGGAUGGGCGAGCGACUGGGGCGAGGACCACCAGAAGACGGCCGAUGCGCUUGCAGAGUUCGUCGGGCAGUAUGACGGCACGCAGCUCAAUCUAGGCGGCUUUGGAGGCUUCUACAGCUCGGACUGA
Messenger RNA from Pseudozyma flocculosa PF-1, 3513 nucleotides. RefSeq lists its product as uncharacterized. The record is from RefSeq and is a predicted model, not a curated record. Bases 1 to 3513 code for a protein of 1170 amino acids. Gene Ontology annotation, biological process: chromatin remodeling. The transcript has 3 exons. Gene Ontology annotation, cellular component: RSC-type complex. Gene Ontology annotation, molecular function: protein binding; chromatin binding. NCBI's taxonomy places the organism in Eukaryota, Fungi, Basidiomycota, Ustilaginomycetes, Ustilaginales, Ustilaginaceae.